This is a messenger RNA of Gigantopelta aegis, 5196 nucleotides long. RefSeq names its product ras and EF-hand domain-containing protein homolog. The record is from RefSeq and is a predicted model, not a curated record. Gene Ontology annotation, molecular function: GTP binding; GTPase activity; calcium ion binding. The transcript has 17 exons. NCBI's taxonomy places the organism in Eukaryota, Metazoa, Mollusca, Gastropoda, Neomphalida, Peltospiridae. Bases 1749 to 3968 code for a protein of 739 amino acids.
AACCGGGCUUUUGGAAAAGAAAAUAUCUGUCUGUCAUUUCCGUCUCGACACUCCAAAUUAACACACCGAUAUUUCGCCCCUGCACCAUGUGUGAGUGACUACGAAAUGUUGCCUGUCGAAGGAAUGAACACCUGUUGAAUAUCACAUACAUGUACGACGUAGAUCUGACCACCGAAAUGUAGGCGGCUCAUCGAUUUUAACAAACGCACAUUAUUUUAUAGUUCUAUGUUCCGGUCGCUUGUACGGGAGGGAGGUCGCAUCUCUUUAAUACAAGGCGAUUUCACACGACUGUUAAGAUCGUCACUCACCGGAACCGAUCGGCCGAUUCCGAUGCUUUCGUCGGCCAGUGUCACACGUUAUACACGAAAGUAACGCUUGAUCAGAAAGAGUCGUGUGAUUACAGGUUUUGUCUGCCCGGUCCGGAAUACAACAGGACGUCUGCGAUUUUUGUUAUUUAUUUUAUUGACAGCGAGCUUGGGCAGUGAAAGGCUUUUGUACUCAGUAGAGGUAUCUGUUGGUAAAGAAGUGUUAUUUUGAAACUAGAUAUAUGACUUUUAUCUUUCUAUUGGAUCUACCAGCUGUUGUUUUCACCUGGAGUUACCUGACGUAUUCCGAAGUUUUUCGUGCUCUAAAUGAACUUGUCGGUGUAGUUUUCUCGGUUUGUCAAUUUCUGUUAUUGAUCAGAGUUCGUGCUGAACUUUGACCUGUGUGAUUUUGGAACGAUAGCUUUUGAGGACCAAUGAAAAAAGGAUUUACAAUUACAGGAACCACAUGAAUAAUCUCAGGAUUUAUAGUCACAACAUGACAGUGUAUUUAACAUUUCAAUCUACGUAUGCUUUAAGACCACAUAUGGCACUAUUUGGAACAACUCAUUGCCAGUUUUAAGACAUACGUCACUUGUUACCAAGUCUUUCUAAAUGCAAUAUUUGGAAAGCGUUAACCAUUUCAGUUCUGCGACUAAAAACUUUACUGUGUUAAAAUAGUUCUGGAAGGCUGAUUCCAUAUUCCACUUCUGUUGUAAGCAUCAUAUUAUGAUUGUAUAAACUGGUAUUACCUAAAAUGGGAUCAGGUAUGAUCUAAUUGAAAUUAUGGAUGAUGUUGUAUCUUGUAACAGCACUGUCGGCGAAGCAUUAUAGAAUUACGCUGGUAUCUGAAUUUUACAUCAACAAUAAAUACCUUAAACAAUGAUCUGAUUCGAUUUCGAAAUGGCGCAACAUCUGUUGCUUACGCAUUAUAUUGUGCAUGAACGUAUUUAUUGGAAGAAAAUGUAUGCAUAAAUGACCAAAUAUUAGGGUAAUUACUUCGAACAAAAAUGCAAAGACGUCUGCUGUUAAAUAUUUCAGACGAUUACAUAUUCAAUGGUUUUAAUUAAGAAAAUAGACGAUACAACUAGCACAUUUUCAAAUUACGGAAGCAGACGACAAAAUAUGCAAAUAUUUGGAUAACUGUUCUAGGCAGACGAUAAAAUCAGCAAAUUUUGGAAUUACGGAAAUGGACAAAAUAUACAAAUAUCUGGAUACCAAAAACAGACAACAGUAUUACCAAAUUUUGGAAUUACGGAAGAAGGCGACAAAGUAAUCAAAUAUUUGGACUGACCGUUCUAAACAGACGAUAGAAAUAGCAAAUUUUCCAAUUAUGGAAAUGGACAACAAAAUAUACAAAUAAUGUUCCAGCAGAAAUAGAUACUAUUAUUAGCAAAUUUUGGAAUUACUGAAGCAGACGACAGAAGUAUCUAGGGACACGAUGCAAUGACUGGAGAUGCAGAUUUAGAUGUUUCUCGUCUGAUUGAGAUUCUUAAUCUGGGCGGAGCGAACACUUCUCUAACCAGAGACCAGCUGGCAGAGGUGUCUGGAAAUCUGAACAUUUCGUCUGACGAACUGGACAUCAUCUUCGACGUCCUCGAUCAUGACAAUGACGGCGUCAUCACCGUCGAGGACUUGAGGACCCAGCUCGAGGACGACAGCCUCUCUGGCAGCAGUCAGUGCUCGAGUACGCCAAAAGCUCGCAAGAAUGUUAAAAGAAGAACAGAUUUACCAUUCAAACCAUCCGAUCUGUCUCUUCUGUCGGAAGAAUGCCAGGACCAAGUGUGUGAACUGUACCAAAAGCUGCACGCGGCGGAAAAUCCCGAACUCCUGACGCAGUUCGAAAACAUCAUCCUAAAAGUGAUCGAAGAUGUCCGGCAGUAUCAGUGGGACAAUGAGAGGCUGGAGAAGUCCUACAAACGAGAGAAGGAGCUCCAUGACCAACACCUGCGCUCCCUGGAGGAGGAGAUGGACUCGCAGAUGCAGAAGGUCGAAGAGAGAGUCAGAAAAGAGGAACAAGAGAAGAAGGAGUUGGAAAUGGCCGAACUUCGAAAACAACUUGACAACGAGAUUGUGACGCUUCAGACGAACCUCAAACGAAUGCAGAGCGAAGGACUGGAUAAGUUCGGAAAAGUGGCCGAAGAACAAAUGCAGGAACUGAAGAAGAGGCUGGAGGAUAUCCAGUACGAGAACCGCCAGCUGAAGAGCGAACUGACAGACACACAGACGAACCUGGCACUCGUCAGGAGCGAGCUGGCGGCCAUUAAACAGAACUAUAACGAGAAGUGUAGAGAACUCGAGCUGGUGAAGGUCAGUGACAUGGACUACAUUCGGGAAAUCGACAACCUCACCAAACAGCUUCACCUGCUACAUGACGCCAACAAGAAACUCCAUGACACGAAUGACGACCUGAGAGAAGCGUUGAGCAACAACAUUGCGUGUCACAAACGACAGCUGUCGACGGAUUCUGUGACCAGUGGACACAGUGGUCACUCUCCCAGGAGUCGUCGCAAAGGAUCCGUGAUGAGCGAUUACUUCGAUACUACGACGGGCAGGCACCCCAUGACUCGACAGGCCUCGGAUAUGAGUUGCGGGUCAACACUAGCAGAGGAGUUGGAGGGGAUGGAGAGCGAUCGAGAAAUGAUACAGCGUAACCUUCUGCUACACAAACAACGUUUAGAGGAGCCAGAGGACAUGGAUAGCGGCCACUCCACCAUGCGGGACUUCAACGAACUGGACACGGAGUCGGAGUGCACGAGCGUCAGCUGUGAGGAACGAACGCGAAGACGACACAAGAAACUGAAGCCGGGAUACCUCGGAGAGGAGGAUGAGUGUGAAUCUCAUGAUGAACUAGACACUGACAAUGAGGAAUUGACAGACGCAGAUCUCUUCAAGAUGGUGCAGACGAAGAAACUUGGUUCUGCCGGAAGUCGAGGAUCUCGCGGAAGUCUCCGAUCUUUACCGAGAGACGGAAGCCGAUCUCCCAAAACUGGCCGGAAGUCUAUGCGCCGACAACUACCGACGUCACCACAAGAUCAGCUGAGUUGUCGGAUAAACCGCGAGCCGGAGCGGAUGUACAAGGUGGUGCUGGCCGGGGACGCGGCGGUGGGCAAGUCGAGUCUCAUCAUGCGGCUGUGUAAAGGGAAGUUCGUCAACAACCUCAGCUCAACACUAGGUGUUGACUUUCAAACAAAGGUAAUUGAAGUUGAUGGAAGAAUCGUUGCUCUGCAGCUUUGGGACACUGCUGGUCAGGAAAGAUUUCGAAGCAUCGCUAAGUCCUACUUUCGACGUGCAGAUGGCGUGUUGUGUCUGUAUGACGUCACAUACGAGAGGUCGUUUCUGAAUAUCCGUGAUUGGAUCGAGGCUAUAGAGGACGGAGCCCAGAAAAGAAUACCAAUCAUGUUUGUUGGGAACAAAAUCGAUGCUCGUCAGGAGAUGGAACAGCAAGGAAGAAGAGUUGUCACUUAUGCUGAUGGUCAAAGACUGGCCAGGGAGUUUGAAGGUCUUUUCAUUGAAACGAGUGCUAAAGAUGGUACAAACAUCUUGGAAUCUGUUAUUGAACUUACGAGGUUACUACGCACUAACGAAGAUUUGGAAGUGAAGACAGUUGGAAUGCAGUUACAGGACAUGUCAGAAAAAAGAUCAAGUUCUUGUUGCAGUCGCUAGGGACAAUCUCCAAGUGUUCUGACGUCACAGUACUUGUGAUUACAUUACAAAGAUUAAAGAAAUCAGUCGUGAGAUUUUGGUGCCAAAUUUAUGAUCUCUGUUAAAUAUUUAUCAUUAUGUCUAAAAAGAAAAAGAAAGAAAUUUUUUCAUAAAAGAUAAAACAUAAAUCGCUCUUUUAUGCAUCAAUAUAUUUAUAACCCUUUGUUUUGUAGUACGUAAAAUUGUUUAUUAUAUUUGUGUUAAACAUGUGUUAUUAUGUCUGAAAAGAAAUAAAAACAAAUUUUUGCAUCAAAGUUAAACUAUCAAUCUCUUGAUUUAUUACUUUUAUGCAUCAAUAUAUUUAUAAUCCUUUGUUUUGUAGUACGUAAAAUUGUUUAUUAUAUUUUUUAAUUAUUUUUAUAGCACGUUUUACGAAACUAUCACUACAAAUUUAUCACUGUGAAACUAGCUUUGCAUUUACGUUCUGACGUCAUUAGGUUUGGCGCUAAAAUCGAACACGGUUUUCUUUAAGAAUCUUGCAGUAAUCACGUGGAUUUAUUUAUAACAGAAUGCUGGCCACUCUGUUGUUAUUGUUGUAUAUCGUAGAACUAGCAAUACAUCUUGUUUUUUAUUAUGGACAAUGUAUAGCAUGCCAUUUAGGUAAUCACGUUAGUGUUUAAAUAUGACAGAUGAAGAUAUGUCUGUCUGCUGGGUAAAGUUAGUAGUGUUAGGGUCUCUUUUACAUUUUCAUAAUCAUUAUACUGUCAUUUAUUCAUUCAUCAUCAUUGUAAUUGUUGUAUAGCAUUUUGACUAACUUCAUCAAAAAUCAUAUUAAAAUGCAUGACAUUCCAAUUUGGUUGUUCAAAAAAUAAUGCUAUUAGGAUGGGUGAUAUGAACGACAUAAUAUAUGCUGGUUUAAUGAGCUGGUGGAGUUACAGGGUGGGCGCACUUAGCGUAUGCCCAUUUAUUUGUGUGGAAUAUCGGGGGAAAUGUACUAUGUAAAACCAGUCAGGACUCCAACAAAAAGAGGAAUCUUUAAAGGCGCCACCAGUUAAAAUGUCCUCUAUCCGCCCAUGUGACGAAUAACUCUUAACGCACGAACAGCUCUAUGUAUAUCAGCCGUUCGAAGGAUGGAAGGAAAUGGUUUAUUUAACGACGCACUCAACACAUUUUAUUUACAAUUAUAUGGCGUCGGACAUAUGGUUAAGGACCACACAGAUAUUUGAGGAAGAAAACCCGCUGUCGCCAC